AGGGGCGGGCGCGGCGCCGGGAGCCCGAGAUGGUGGGCGCCGGGGCGCGCGGGGCGCCGCUGCUGCUGCCGCCCUCGCUGCUCCUGCUCCUGCUGCUGCUGCUGCGGGGCGCGGCGGGCGGCCUCGCCGACAGCGUCAUCUGGGCCGUCAAUGCAGGCGGCGAUGCCCAUGUGGACGUGAACGGCAUCCACUUCCGCAAGGACCCGCUGGAGGGCCGCGUGGGCCGAGCUUCUGACUACGGGAUGAAGCUGCCGAUCUUGCGGUCCAACGCGGAGGAUCAGAUUCUGUACCAGACUGAGCGCUACAAUGAGGAAACCUUUGGCUAUGAAGUUCCCAUCAAAGAGGAGGGUGACUAUGUGCUGGUGUUGAAGUUUGCAGAGGUCUAUUUUGCACAGUCACAACAGAAGGUGUUUGAUGUUCGCUUGAAUGGCCACGUGGUGGUGAAGGACUUGGACAUUUUUGACAGAGUUGGACACAGCACAGCUCAUGAUGAAAUCAUUCCCAUGAGUAUCAAAAAGGGGAAACUGAGUGUCCAGGGAGAGGUCUCCACAUUCACAGGGAAGCUCCACAUUGAGUUUGUAAAGGGCUACUAUGACAAUCCAAAAAUCUGUGCCCUAUACAUCUUGCAAGGAACAGUGGAAGAUGUUCCAAAGCUGCAGCCGCACCCGGGUCUGGAGAAAAAAGAGGAAGAUGAUGAUGAAGAUGAAUAUGAUGAUGGCUCCAGUGUUAAAAAACAGGCAAAUAAGAACCGGGUUCAGUCAGGCCCACGCACACCAAACCCCUAUGCCUCGGACAACAGCAGCCUCAUGUUUCCUAUAUUGGUGGCCUUUGGUGUCUUCAUUCCUACCCUCUUCUGCCUCUGCCGAUUGUGAGAGCAAGCCCCACAGAGCAUCAGCCAAGGGGCUGGGAGGGAAGGAGUUGGACCAAACACAGUUGCUUUCAAUUUCUCCAUUAUGUUCAUAAUUUAAGGAAAAAAAAAAAAAAGAAAAAAAAAAAAAGAAAGAUGAUUCAUUUGAAAUGAAUAGCAGGUCCAGGUAAGAGGGAGCUUACCUUCCCCCUGCCAGCAAGCAGCGAGGCCCUUGCCUUCCCCUUCGCACCAUGUGCAGCCUCCAGUCCUCCCUGGGGCAUCCAAGAGUAAACUGAGUCCUGGCUCUCAGUGUAUGGGGCUGUUGGAAGCUGAUGUUAGCAGUCCUGGGCCAUAUCCCACACUGAGAGAAAGUCAUGUGCUGCAAGAUCUCUGCCUUUGCUGGAUGGAAUACAGUUCCUUAAGCAGGGAACCAGCUCCUAAAAACAGGCCUGGGUACACAUUUUGUCCAGGAGCUUGGAGGUGUUGUGGUGCCAUUGGGUGACUAAUGACUAUGGAGGAUGGAGCCUGGCUCUGCAUCUCCCUGAAUGUGUGCAACACAAUGUGUGGUACUUGCUGCAUAAAGAUACCAAGACUCCAGCUAGCUGCUCAGCCUCUGUGGAGACUUUCCCCUCCUAAGAGUGCCAGCUGUGCCAGGAGCAGAGGCAUUUAUCUGGCCUGAUUUGCUGCACCAGUUGGGAGAGACUUUCCUAGUUUGGCAAUUGUAAUGUUGGAUCCAUUGCAGAGGGAUUCUGCUGUAGCCUGUGAAAGGCUGAUGUUGUUAGCAUCUGAUCAGAUGCACUUGUUUUCUGUAUUGAUUAUGGCUUUUGUUUCCUUUGAUCUCCUUUUCAAAGGUAUAAUGUUAAGCCCAGUUCCUUGUUUUGCCCUUUGUAGCAAGUGACCUCUCCUUUGGAAGAAGCUGAGAAUUAGAUGAUUCUGGACUUGUUCUUUGGCUUUCCCAAUGGUUAGCUUCCCUCCCUGCACUGGGAAUGUGAACAACCUGUGCUGUAGAACAGAGUGGAUGCUCCCUGUGAGCUCUUCUUCCCUGUUGCAGGAUCCAGGCCUGCCAGCAAUGGGAAGUGCAGUGGAGUUGGUUGGUGUCUGCAGUUAGCUCAGCCUUUUGGGUGUCAAGGCACUGUGGUGAAGAGGCAGAUGUCCAUCAUGUCAGUAUGGUAGAGUAAGGUGGUUUGUUGUCCUCCAGAGAUCUGGAAGUGAGCAGAAUGCUGGAGACAAGGUCAUCCUCUUUCCCCAGGGGUAUUUCUGCAGGAGGUUUCUGUUUCCACAGGCAGAGCCCAUGCCAGCCUGACAGGCUGAGCAGAGCAAAAGCCCUCACUGUGCCUGCUGAUCCAGAGCUGCUGGUCCCUGGGCCCAAGUUUUCCAAGUGGUUGUUUUUGUGUUUGAUCCCUUGCAGUGGCUCUGCCUGUCUGAAAAAGAUCAGGAGAAUUCCCUAGUUUCUGGAAAGGAAAUUGAAGGAACAGCCUUUCUACUCUGCCCAAAAAGCUGAAGCCUUCACUUUCUCCAAACCUUCAAGCUGUGAAAGGAGCUGUCAGCUCCUCAGCUCCAGAACAGGGGCUGGAGGCAGGUGACAAAGCACUGCUCUCUGCAGCAGUGGCACUGAGCCUCACCUCUCUGAUCACAUACAUCACUGCUAUAGGCCUGACCUCAAUUCUGUGAGCUAAAAAGUAGGACCUUAAUUACCUCCGCUCCAGUUCCAUGAGUGGUAACAGCCAGUUUGUGAGAAACAAGAGGGCCCCAGCCACACCAGAAGGAGGGGAAGCAGAUCUUAAGAACAAACCUUAGGAUGAAAAGGUGGUGAGCUUGAAGUUGUCUCCUUCAUCUUUUAGCUGCUGUUAAAAUCCUAGUACUUAAAAAACUCUUAUAAAACGAGCUCUGUUUUGUUUGGUGGCAGUGCCUGCAGAGAUUCUCCAGUAUUUUUGGGAUUGCUUUAACUGGAGCAUAGAGACAUUUAGAUCUUAUCAGUUUUGAGAAGCAUAAACUGCUGAUUUGUUAAGCAAAAACCUGAGCUUGAAAGUAGGCUUCUCUGUCAGGAGCCGUUUUCCUCCAGGCCUUUUAUUUGAGCAUCCUUGGAGCAAGGAAUCACUCGGCUUCUUGUGGCUCACCCAGUAAUCUCUGCACCUUGGAUAGCAUGAGAAAAAGGGUGUGCAUUUAGAUGUUGGAGGCAAGACUUCUAGGAUAGUUUACCCCUGCUUCUCCUGGCAGCCAGGCCACCCAUUUGGUGCCAUUAUCCACCCUAAAGCAAAGCAGUGCAGGGUGUCAUCUGUUGUGUUCCAGUUGUUGGGUUCAGAUGGAUUGGUCUUAUUUGAAUAAGAAUAGGGAGGAGGAAUAGUUCCUCCUUUGUGGUUACAGUUUAGUUGUUUUGGCUCUGUUUUUAUGCAUCUCUGUCACUACAAAGCUGGUGGUUGAGGGGUUCCUGACCCUGUCAUGGUGCUAUGAACAGUUUUCCAUGUUGAUCCAGGUUUGCCUUGGAAGGACCCUUCAAACAAAGUAUGUGAGAACACCAGAGGAUGUUAAGGGAUAAGGAGUUAGCACCUCACUGGAAGUUGCAUAUUCAGGCUGGCCCCCUUGUCAUCUGUCUAGCAUCUGCAAGCCAGCUAGAUGGGUGUAAUGAGGUACCUGGUCAUGACCAGGGAGAGUUUGGGUUGGCUGUAGCUUUCCAGCACAGGUUUUUGGGGAAAUAUCCAAGACAGUGUUUAACAGAGAGCAGAGGCAGCCUGUUUGUGCUUUGGUGUAUGCAGCCAGCAGCAGGCAGAUGAGGUGUGUGUCCCUGUGCAGCCUAUGGGGAGCUGGGUCAGAGCAGACCCUGGCUUGAUUCAUGGAGCAGUUGUGCAGAGAGGGAAGAUAAGGCAAUUUAUUAAAGCUCCCACUUCAUAAAAGGAAGAUUACACCAUUGAUCUUGUUUUGGGCCUGGAUCCAGCCUCAGGGUAGUGGUUCCAAAACCUAUUUUAAUUACCCCCUCAUCAGCUCCUCCUUUCUGUACCUUUUAGCCAAGCCAUUUUCCCCUUCUGUGUGUGUGUGUGACUAAAACAACAGCUCUGACCCUUUUGAGUGUCCCAGGUGGCAGUAAGCCAAAUUAAUUCCUGUCUCUUUUUGGUGCCUUCCUCAUAGGCUUUGAAUAAAAGUCUUAUUUGAAGAAGCUUCUUUUUUUUUAAGGAGCUUCAGAAUUGUUUUUCUUUUUCCCCAAGGGACAGGCAUUCCCUGCCCUUGUGAUCAACUGGGGACUGUAUCACUGUCCCUGGAUGCCAGCUCUGGAGGUCAAAGCUGAACUUUGAGCAAGUAUCUUUGGUUCCAGCCCUGGAGACCAAUGGGAAAAAGGCCCAGCAGGGCAUAGAAGAACUGGAAGAGCUCCUUCAGGUCCAGUCCCCCCCCAGAAAUCUCCCAAAGGCAGAAUGAAGAACUUCCAGACAGUCUGGUGCCUGUGUGUCUGCAGUUCAGAGCUGAAUGAGUCAUGGCUGGGUCCUAGUAGCUGUGUGAUGUUUACAGCUUCUGUGUGCAGUGUGUGGCCUGGGGGGUCCUGCCCCCCAACUCACCAAGGGCUUGCCCCACACCUUUUAGGUCUGAUCAGGGAGGAGAAACCUGUGCUUUGUUGCUUGGUCUUCCUUAUAAAUCGAAAUGGGAUUGCAACAGUCACAGAAACAAAGCCUGGGCUGAACAGGCCUGUCUUGGACAGAAAACAGCAGGAGGGGGGAGAGGACCAGCAGAGCAGCUUCAGCCCUUGAUGUGAGACAGAUUCUGAACAGCUGUGAAGCACCAAGUGUUUCAGGCUGUGUUUGGUGCUCCAAUGUGGGAGAGAUCUGUCUGCUUCUUGCACUUACGUGGCAGGGAGGGAAAUAUCCUUGCUGAGAAUCCAAGAGAAGUGGGAGCUGGGCCAGCAGUGAGAUAAUUUACCUACUGGCUCUUCUGCAUCUCCACAACAAAUGCCAAAGUCUAAUACAAUUCAAGGAUGCUUUUUUGAACAUCAGCCUGGUUCCACCAGUCUGUCCUCACUGGCUAGUCUCAAAUAGGCUCAGACAAGUAUUCUUGAUGGCACAAACACAACACCAGGCUGGAGCUGUGAAGGCUCAGAGACGUGAUUCCAUUAACAGGCCUCCUGUGCUACACCCCUGCUUCACACGCUGCCCAGCGGGGCUGGGGCUCGUGUGUUUCACCUUGGAUCCCAAAUGGAUUUGUCCCAGGAGUAUAGUAGCACCCACAGGGAAGUGGUGCUGGGCUGGAUGGGAGAGGUGAAAGCAGGUCCAUGUCUUCCGGGACUCUGGCUUGCUCAGAGUUUAUUGCUGUAUAUUAAAUACUAUUUUUGGAGACUAGGUUGGGGGGAAGAUGUGGGAGGGGGAGGGAUGUUGUGGCACUGUCCCCAGGCUGAUCAGUGGAACACUACUGCAAGUUAUGGAUAGGUUUUGAUUUUUUUUUCCCCAAAAAGUGCUCUAUUAAAAAAAAAGAAAAAAAAGGGAAAAAAUAAUCAACAAGACAGAAGUGCUUUUCUCCCUCCUAGCAACAGUGCUGGAUGAUUAGAAAAUGUGAAUAAUCUUUUGCAAACAUCAAAGGUCUCAGCUAAAGAGUUUGUGUGAUGGAGAUUUCAAGGCAAGGGGCGAAGUACAGCUUGAACCAGUUUGACUGGGGAGAGUGUGAACCUAGGAAAUGUGGGAUCUCUGCCCCGGAGUUGUUCCCAGUCACAUGCAGUGCGGGUGUGCUUGCCUCUGCUACAAUGGCUGUUCUGUCACACUUAACAGCUCCUCAGCUAGGGCACUUGAGUGGAGCUGCGUCUGGAAACUUGCUGCCAAGUGGGGGGUCUUGAUUUUUUGUCAUGGUUUCUAUGGGGUUUUUGUGUGCUUAGGGCUUUCCCCCUUGAGAAACAGCCAGGUUAGUGAAGCAGUCCCAGAGCAGAGGAAGGAUUUGUGCUUUGUGCCAGGAGGCAGUAGCUAGAACUGCAAGUUGCUGGGCAGGUGACAGUGAUGUUUGAAUCCCAUGGUUGUAGCAGCUUUUAGCAUUGGCAGAUGGUCCCAGUACUCCUUAGUGCUGGGAUGUGUGGAAGUGACCUGUGCUGCUUGCAUUAAGGGCGUGUCACAGACUACUGUACGCUGCAGGUCUAAGUUGUCUGUAAAGGCUAAACAGUGUGGGGGGAAAUCUCCAUCUGUACUUGCUGCCAGUACAAAGAGUUUUUCAGGAGGACUUUUUAUUUUACUGUCCAUUGCUUUGUGUUUUAACAACUUGCAGUGACAUUUUUUCUGUUUGUUUUGCAGCAAGCUUGGGCCCUGGGUGAAAAGCACAGAUGCCUAUUUCUGAUUGCAUUGGCUUUGCAGGGACUAGUUUGGGGGAAAAGAUGUGUGUGGGGGUGGGUUAUUUUAUUUUUGGUACACAGUAGCGGUUUUAUUUUUUAAUUUCCCCAGGAUGCUUGGUUGAGGGAAUGUUCUGAAAUCUACUGUCUGGCAGUUUUAACCAGCAGUGUGUUAAAGGAAAAUAAACAAAACUAUAUUGUCA
Molecule: messenger RNA, 6337 nt
Organism: Apus apus (common swift)
Lineage: Eukaryota; Metazoa; Chordata; Aves; Apodiformes; Apodidae
Gene: MLEC
Product: malectin
Exons: 5
Coding region: 30-872 (280 amino acids)
Cellular component (GO): membrane
Molecular function (GO): carbohydrate binding
Source: RefSeq, a predicted model, not a curated record